Messenger RNA from Gongylonema pulchrum, 528 nucleotides. Lineage: Eukaryota; Metazoa; Nematoda; Chromadorea; Rhabditida; Gongylonematidae. The record is from the annotation of a GenBank genome assembly.
AUGCAAUCAGAACUGUGGAUCAAUGUUAUCGGACUAAUUUGCGGAAUUUGCGUUAUCAUGCUUCUUAUAUUCAAACUCGGGCGAAAAUCUUUCAAAUGGUACACGCUCAACGUCCUAGUUGCCUUGAGCAUCACCCAAUUUUUUGCAGUUAUAACUGUGAUAUGCCAAAAUCAGAACGAAGAAGUGAUGGAAAUGUUGGUUUUAAUUUCGAAAAUUAGUUUUGAGAAAUAUAUCAAGUUAGUGUCGGGUGUCGGGAUGUGGUCAUUCUCGCUGGUGCGUCUCGUAAUGCUUUGCUCGCUGCUAGAAAUUUAUUGCAUUUAUACAUUUCAAAACAAUAUUCUGUCACGAUUUUAUCAGAGGGUUUGGCUUCCGCGCAUACUGAUGAAUAUUAUUGCCGUUUCACUUAGUACUAUGGUAGUGAUGGCAUUCGGUUUUGAUUUAAUGGCUGAUUUGGCUACAGAAUUGUAUUGCGCCAUAUCUCUUACACUCUAUUUUACAGCGGUAGUCGUCCUGUGUCUGGUAAUUUAA